This is a messenger RNA of Schistocerca nitens (vagrant locust), 2486 nucleotides long. RefSeq names its product O-acyltransferase like protein-like. The record is from RefSeq and is a predicted model, not a curated record. NCBI's taxonomy places the organism in Eukaryota, Metazoa, Arthropoda, Insecta, Orthoptera, Acrididae. Gene Ontology annotation, molecular function: acyltransferase activity, transferring groups other than amino-acyl groups. The coding region runs from base 1 to 2439 and encodes 812 amino acids. The transcript is spliced from 16 exons.
AUGGUCGCGUCAGCCUUGCUCGUCGCCGCGGUGCUGGCCGCCGCCGCCGCCGCCGACUCCAACAUCAUGCGCGUGCCGCAGCCCGCCCGCCAGGCCGCCCCCGCGGCCGCCACGGCCGCGCCGCCCAGGGACCCGGCCGACGUGCCGGCGCUGCUGGACGCCUGGAGCCCGCGGCGGCUCGCCGACGCCUGGCCUCGCAGGCCGGCGCUGUCUGACGCCUGUGACAGACACCUCUCCGCCUUCCUGCGGGACCUGCGGCGCGGACACCUCUGGGCGCUCAAGAGUGAGUCUCAGCCACGUCGCUGCCGACUUUCACCCGGCUGGCUUUGGGGCGCUCCUCAGGCGUCGCGCCGCGUCUUAAUUCGCUGCGAGAGUGUAUUUUGUAUUGCAACGUUCAGCCACUACUUGAUUUCUCGUAAUCAGCUGCAGGAUAAGGACUGCUGCCAAAGUAAACUCAGAGGGCAAGAUCUGUCAGUGAGCGACGCCAAUGGGAGAUACAGCUCUGGAAUAUUCUGGGGCAACGAGUAUUGGACUGGUUCCAAAGCCCAGUGUGAUCAGCUGAACCUGAACAUCAGCGGGGAGCUGCCAUUUGCGCUAGGAUUCUCGUCUGUGAGCCUAAAUCUCUCUCUGAUUGGACUGCCCGGUCACCACCCACAGCAGGUGCUUAUUGGUGUCUGUCUGCCAUACAGUUGCAAAAGCGAGGAUAUUUAUAGUGUAAUGGAAUUCUCUAUCAGAGAAAACGAUGCUGCCGGGACAGAAAGAAGUAUACUAGUAACCAAAGUGAAAUCUCCUCACAACUUGUACAACAUGCUGGAAGACUCAACUUUCUGGGUUCUUUUUUCAGUAUCAUCUGUGAUGGUGAUAUUUCUGGCAAUAGGGACAGGAUAUGACUACUACUGGAGUAACAUGAAGCAAAAGAGUCAGCUACCAGUGGUGAAAAAUGAUUACAAAUAUGAAAUUACGACCAUUUCAAACGGUAAAACACUGAAUGGGAAGCUUCCAGAUAAAAGGAAAACUUGUCAACCGAAUGUGAAUAACAAUGAUAUAUGCCGCUGUAACAGGAACGUAAGUCCUGCGGCUGAGGGAGCAGACAUUCCGGUAACUGAAACAAAACCGCGACAGCGAUUAGGUGUUAUGCAGCGUGUUAUUCUUUCAUUUUCUGUGAGGCUAAAUUUUAAUAUUAUCUGUGAUCGAUCAGUGGGAAGUGACACAAUUCCAACAAUUCAUGGUCUGAGAUCACUGAGCAUGAUCUGGGUUAUUUUAGGACACACCUGUAUUGUUGCUUUCAAAUACUCAGAUAACAUGGCAUAUCGUGGAGUUGUGGAGAGAGAGGUAUUCUUCCAAGGCAUUAACAAUGCAGCUUUCUCUGUUGAUACAUUUUUCUUCAUAAGUGGGCUUUUGGUUUCCUUCCUGUACUUCAGAACAAUCUCUAAAGUAGAUGUAACGAGACUGACAAGAACAACAGGCAUCAAAUCCAAGAUUCUGGAAUACCUUGGCAUGUUGGCUUAUAGAUAUGGCAGAUUGACUGUUCCAUAUAUGUUUGUUCUGGGAGUUGUGGAGAUAAGCAUGAAAUGGUUCUACUAUAAUUCUGUAUUUGAACCACCAACAAUGGACCAUAUAAAUUGUAAAAAAUACUGGUGGAGAAAUGCACUUUUCAUCAACACCUUUUACCCAGUCCAAGACAUGUGCAUGUUGUGGAGCUGGUAUUUAGCAGAUGACACACAGUUCUAUAUACUUGGGAUAGCUAUACUUAUUGUGGCAGCUAGCCAUUUUCAGGUAGCAGCAGCAAUGGUUGCGAUGCUUCUAAUGAGUUCAUGGUGCACAACUGCAUUUAUUGCUUACACAAAUAAACAUAUGCCAAGUGAAGAUGAUCCUCUAGCAUUGUUUGAUAAGAUAUAUGACAAGCCAUGGACCAGAUUAGGUCCAUAUAUCAUUGGAAUGUGUAUAGGAUGGCUACUGUACAAAACUGACUGCAAAAUAACAAUGAACAAGUUUGCAGUGAUAUGUGGAUGGCUGCUUUCAAUAACAGGCAUCCUGGCACUUAUCUAUGGCCUGUACAAUGUGGAACUGCACCCAGUAACUGGUGCUGCAUAUUCUUCACUGAGUCAUUCUGCCUGGGCAUUGGCUCUGGGAUGGAUUGUUGUAGCUUGUUCAACAGGCUAUGGUGGAAUCAUAAACAAAAUUCUUUCAUCAACAAAACUAUAUCCUCUAAGCAGAGUGACAUACUGUGCAUACUUAGUUCAUCCUCUCAUGAUAAGAGUUAUGGCGAUGACAACAGAUGGCCCCUUCCAUCUAAGCAUAGUGACAGUGCUCAUAUUAUUUUCUGGACAAGUAGUGGCAUCAUACAUUCUUUCUUUCAUUCUUUCACUUGCUUUUGAAGCACCUAUUGUUUCACUGCUGAAGUUAUUUGCACCUGAGAAAAGCAAAAAUCCAAGGUGAAGGAAUGUUAAUCAGAAUGUUACUGAACAUUAUUUUGUAAACCAAAG